GCAGAUAUCUAUUCUGCCGCCAGCUAAAGACUGGCGGGCUUUGUAUCGAAUGUACUGGAAAGCUGACCCAACUCGUCAUCUAUUCAAGCCGAUUUGUGAAUGGACACCACAGGAAAGAAAGAAAAGCGGAUCCCUUCCCAGUCGCCUCAGUGUUGCAAAGCUGAUAGCGGAAGAUGUUGUUGAUUUUGCUUUUCAAAAGAGAAUUCCGACUCCAAGGGACGCCUCAGAGGCCACAUUAUCGAUGUAUGCAGCUUACUACGUCGAUAAUUGGAUGAAAAAUGCAGCGAAUACCAACCUGAAUGCGCUCACUGUCGACAAGCUGGCACGAUAUAUCAGACUUGAUAAGAAAAGCCGACUCGUGAAAGCUCAGCAUGCUUACAUGAACAGAUACAGCUAGUAUAAAAAGAUAGUAUUGCGAGUCUUGUUUUAGUAUAUUGUGUAUUGUUAUAGUA
Molecule: messenger RNA, 452 nt
Organism: Phytophthora nicotianae INRA-310
Lineage: Eukaryota; Oomycota; Peronosporomycetes; Peronosporales; Peronosporaceae
Exons: 1
Coding region: 50-397 (115 amino acids)
Source: RefSeq, a predicted model, not a curated record